Suillus fuscotomentosus is the source of this 2025-nucleotide messenger RNA. RefSeq lists its product as uncharacterized. Gene Ontology annotation, molecular function: DNA binding. The transcript is spliced from 7 exons. The record is from RefSeq and is a predicted model, not a curated record. Lineage: Eukaryota; Fungi; Basidiomycota; Agaricomycetes; Boletales; Suillaceae. Bases 1 to 2025 code for a protein of 674 amino acids. Gene Ontology annotation, biological process: DNA recombination; DNA integration.
AUGGGUCGUGGAACGACGAAAAAUAUCACAGCCUCUGUCAAGAAUCCAGGGAGGAAGGUCGCUACUGCAUCAACCUCCACUCUAGAAGUGCAGUGGGAGGAAGCACGACAGUCCCUGCUGAAGGCAAAGGGAAUGCGGUCUCAAUACAGUGGCCAUCUGGAUCGUGACCGUCGGUUCCUGAGAGAUGUGGUUGAGCAGAAGUGCAAGGCUCACACGGACAGCACAAGUGCUCAGUCACUGGCCCCAGAAUGUGACUCAGACGAGGACAUCGAGACUUACAGCCAUGCGUUUGAUCCCAUCCCGAACCGAUACUCCGCACCUGCGCUGGAAUUGUUCCUCGUUCAGAAGGGUCUGACGGAGGGGAGGGGGAUAAGCACAACAUGGGGCGUGUUCUCAGCAUUCAAGGAUCUGUGGUGGAAUGUCAAGGGCGAGACAUUCCGUAGGCCAUAUCACUGCAAUGAGGUGACUGGAGUUGUGACAGGGAACCCUGCCUUAUCAGCCGCAGUGCAAGAUAUGAUGGAGAUCCUCAAGAACAAUGAGGGUGCUGAAGGCGGUACGAGAAACCAUGCAUCAGCAAUGACAAUUGAGGACAUGCAAAAGCUCAUGUCCUGGUCCUAUGACCAAUGUCCUGACAAGCUUGUGAGCCAGAUUUAUCAGUGCCUUCGGACAGGGGAGGUGCUUGACAUAGCAGAUGUGGUUCUGGCUCAGCACCACCUGAUGGUCCGAGCUUUCUCGACAACUGGAUUUACUACUAUCUGGACAAGGAACUUCGAGCUUACGAAGAUCAAACACAGGGACAUCGUCUGGAACUGCCAGGGGCGACCACCCUAUGGCAUCCCUUUCGACCUCGUCAGCCUACUCAAUCGCAAGGGCUGGCAGCAAAAGGGGGAGACUGACGGCGCACUCGAAGGUCACAAAUAUGAAGUCUACGCCCAGCCACAUACCCCAGAGAUCUGCACCAAUGGUGUCGUCUACCCAACUGAUGAGCUGUCGUAUGAUGCCGUGAUGAAGAUGCUCACAUGGAUCUGCACAGAGGCAGCGCUGGCAUCUAGGUACACGAGUCACUGCUUCCGUCGAGGUGGUGCGAGGUACUGCUUUAUGUUUGUGCCGCUCGGUCAGCGCUGGUCACUGGCAACAAUAAGGUGGUGGGGGGCAUGGGCAGAAGGAGAGAGUGUUGACACCCUGAUUCGCUACCUCUUGGAUGAGCUCACCCGCUAUGAGAAGAACCAUUGUGAUGCCUUGUGCCCGAUUCCACGCGAGGCUGAAAGAAGCUUCAAUGGGGAUCACAUACUCACUGCACCUGUCACUGCCGCUGAAACUCGGGAGCUGAAGAUGUCCUUUGACCAUCAGCUAGAUUCCCUAUCCGGCAAAGUUGGGGCUGUGUUGGACAAGCUUGCACUUGCCUCAGUAUCACCAUCCUGCUGCUCCUCCCUGUCUCCAUCACCCUCUCUGGAAAUUCCCUCGUCUCGGACACCCUCUCCUGCCAACAGCCUGAGCAUCCCUCCCUUGUCUGCUACUCCAAGCUCCCAGUCAAAUCGAGUCGAAGUUGCAGGACCUCCUCUGGCAUCUUCGUUGCCUGCCAUCCCACCAGCCCAUGCUCGCAAUACCCAUGGUGGUGCAGGCAAAGCUGCACCCAUUCCAGGCGUCGGCAUUCCUGACCUACCACGUGGCCCAGAUGCAUGGCGCGCAGCUGUCAAGCAGUGGGAAGAUCCAGCUGCCUCCAUUGGCGGCAAAGCAUUGAAGGACUGGCCGGAGGACUGGUACUCUGGUGCAAUGUGUACCAUUACCGGCGUGAAGUGUAACAUGCGCAAAGUGAUUGCACUCGAGUUCAACCGGAUGGGGAGGGAUGAAUCAGCAUUCCUGGUAGCCUACCCUGAGGCGAGCCGUGGUGCAAAGCCACUUUUCGACAUGAUCCAGCGCAAACGCGAGGAGCGCGGUGAGCUAAUCGGUCGGAAGAGCAAGAACGGCCACCCAAAAGACCGUGUCACAUCAGCGACCAUUCCAAGCUCAGGCACCCUCAGUUGA